ACAACCAGGAGAGAGAGAGCACUGGCCUAUGCUUUCUCACAACAGCUGCGAAUCUGUUCGAAGAGAAAAUCAAACAAAUAUAACAGCAACGCAGAACCAAACAUGAGUUGGAGUUGGCUUGAACGGUGGAUGGCGACUCGCCUUCCAGACACUGCAUCAGGUGAUGAAAGCCGCCAUGGCCUUGGUGGUAACCACCAGAAAUUUACAGUGAGAAAGCGGUUUUUAGAUGUGGCCAGGGAAGAAAAAGAGAGCUGUGGGUCCAAUGAAGCGCCUCUUCAAUUUGAUAACUAUUCCACAACUUCACAAGAAGUACUAAAAAAAGAUCAUGAACUCAUUCUUCCACCAGCAACAAAAGCAAAGAACAACCUUAAAGGUAGAAGAAGGACUGUGUCAAGGAGGAAAACUGUGCCAAGCUAUCAUCAAUUCCCUGAAGAGCAUUUCAAGGUAAGCAAAAGAGAUGGUUCAAGCGGUGUCAGAAAAGAUAAUAGGCAAUUGAGAAGCAGAAGGACAGAAAUGAAAUCAAACUCUCCAAGCAGAAGCUUAACUUAAUUUGUGUUUUGUAUUGAAAUGAAGCUUGUUUUAUAUAUAAAUAAUUGCCUUUCUCUUUUUUAGAUGCAUCAUUCCAUGAUCUUAUGUGAGUAAUCCCUUUUCAGCAUAAUAAUAUCACUUGUGGCAA
Molecule: messenger RNA, 676 nt
Organism: Neltuma alba
Lineage: Eukaryota; Viridiplantae; Streptophyta; Magnoliopsida; Fabales; Fabaceae
Exons: 3
Source: RefSeq, a predicted model, not a curated record